Molecule: messenger RNA, 2654 nt
Organism: Copidosoma floridanum
Lineage: Eukaryota; Metazoa; Arthropoda; Insecta; Hymenoptera; Encyrtidae
Gene: Septin1
Product: Septin 1
Biological process (GO): cell division
Molecular function (GO): GTP binding
Source: RefSeq, a predicted model, not a curated record
AAAAGAAAACAAAGAAAAGAGCUUCGACCACGCCUUGCACGAGAGGGAGAUUUUUUUAUGGUGAUCCUAUACAUUACUUUUUUUACACACACGCGCAUUGGCUUCCGCGGUCGCCUCUAUUCUGCCCCCGGCUUCCCUUCUAUAUUUUAUUUAUUGACACUCGUCGCGACGCUACACGUAUUGACGUAUACUUAUACAUAAGCAUGUGUAACCGUGUGUGAUACAUCAUAUCGUCAUCAGUUCAUUAUCCAACUCUCGUUCAGUCAUUUGUCGAACACUCGGCCAAUUCGCAUUAGUCACCUCGCCCACGCUACAAAAUCUGUAUUUCAACAAUAUGUAUAAUUCUAUAAGUGUUUUUUGCGAUGCGUCGAAUUAUUUAUAAUCGAGAAAAUAUAUAGAAUCAAGAAAAUACAUAUACGCUGUUUCUCAGUGCGUAGAAAACCGGAGUCGUGAGUUGUUGUGCAUUUUGGAUCUUUAAACUCUUUAAUAAUAUACUCUUUCAUCCUUUGAAAAAUACCUGUCCGGUGCUACAUAGAAUUUAUUAUCAAAGGCAACGCGAUACUUAAUUUCAACGGGGCUUUUGUUUAUGUAUGCGCACUGCACGGGCUCCGGAAGCCGGAAGUUGUAUUUUGGAGCACCAAAAAGAAUCGACAAUCCAGAAACUGUACCAUUAUUACUACCCAUCAUCCAUUACAAUAUAUUAAAAUGUCGAAUGACAGCGUCAAAACGUUUGCAAAUCUAGAAACUCCCGGCUAUGUGGGCUUUGCAAAUCUUCCAAACCAAGUGCAUCGAAAGUCGGUCAAAAAAGGUUUUGAGUUUACAUUAAUGGUCGUUGGUGAGUCAGGACUUGGAAAAUCAACGUUAGUCAACAGUCUCUUUCUCACUGACUUGUAUCCCGAGCGAAUCAUUCCAAAUGCAACAGAAAAAACCAAUCAGGUAGUAAAGCUUGAAGCUUCUACAGUUGAGAUUGAAGAAAGAGGAGUAAAGCUUCGCUUGACUGUAGUUGACACACCAGGGUAUGGCGAUGCUAUUGACAAUACAGAUAGCUUCAGAGCCAUCAUCCAGUAUAUUGAUGAUCAGUUUGAAAGAUUUUUGAGAGACGAGAGUGGUUUAAACAGAAGAAACAUCGUUGAUAACAGAAUACACUGCUGUUUUUACUUCAUUUCCCCCUUUGGUCAUGGUCUCAAGCCAUUGGAUAUUGAAUUCAUGAAGCAACUACACAACAAAGUAAAUGUUGUACCUGUGAUCGCUAAAGCCGACGUAUUAACAAAGAAAGAGAUGCUGCGCCUGAAGAAGCGUGUUUUAGAGGAAAUCGAGGAAAAUGGAAUUAAAAUUUAUCCACUUCCCGAUUGCGAUAGUGAUGAAGACGAGGAUUAUAAGGAACAGGUAAAGCAGCUCAAAGAAGCUGUUCCAUUUGCAGUUUGCGGCUCAACUACUCUGCUUGAGGUCAAAGGAAGAAAAGUCAGAGGAAGACUUUAUCCAUGGGGAGUCGUCGAGGUGGAAAAUCCUGACCACUGUGACUUUAUCAAGCUCAGAACUAUGUUGAUCACACACAUGCAAGAUUUGCAAGAAGUCACUCAAGAGGUGCAUUAUGAAAAUUAUAGAAGCGAACGACUUGCUAAGGGAGCACCGGUUCCUCCAAGACGUCAAACUAUCGUCGAAAAUGACAAGACCAGUAUUUCCGAAAAAGAUCGCAUUUUACAAGAAAAGGAAGCCGAACUUAGAAGAAUGCAGGAAAUGCUGGCCGUUAUGCAGGCUCAGAUGCAGCAGCAGCAGCCAUAAGAAAUUUUUAUUUAUUUGGUGCCAAGAGAGCAAUGAUUGCAAAGAGAAAGAGAGAGUCUAUUUCUUGGAUAGUCUGUUUUUAAAAGUCUAAGAUGAAUGCGGGUGUGAAGUACGAACCAGUUGCCUUGCGUUUUUUAAAAUUGAAUCUCAAAGUGCAUAAACGAUUAUGACCAUUACCUCGUGACAUAUAUAUUUCACGUUUUGGUGGAACUUUUUUAUUAAAUGAACAAGAAAGCUGGAGAAGCAAUUUUAAUGCGAGAUUUUACUUCAGGCAAAGACUUGCUUAGAAAAAAAAACAUCGAAACCUAAGAAGUGUCUUAUUACAGUCAUUCUUGUAACAAAUUUUUUACUUUUUGUACUUUUAUAAUCUUAGAGUUUCGUUACCUAGAAAAAGAAUUCGACAGUAUUUAGAGAACAAUUUUCCAACAUUUUGAGAAGUAAAACAGAUCUUUUAGAUAUUAGACUCUAAACUUCCAAAUAUGAUUAUUUAUUUAAUUUUUUCUUUUGCAAUUCAAAAAGUAUACUACAAAGUAUACUUAAAUAAAGCGGCGCAUUGUAAGCGUAUGACACGAAAAUAUAUAUUUUUUCAUAACUGUACUUUACGGACUUGGCAAACACGUUGUUUGUUCACUAGCAUUAUUCUUUCGUAAUUUUUUUUUAAAUGUUUUUUUAAAAUUUUUUUAGAUUUAAUUCAUGCUAUUUGUGUAUUUGCCUAUUCACGGGUAUGUACUUAUUUAGAAAAAAACAUACCACUGAAUAUAUGGAUAUUUUCGAUUAAUUAAUACUUGAAAAUAUUAAUAUAUGUAUAUGAAGCACAGUAUUUAUCAUAGAGUAUACUUUUAAAUGGUAAAGUUAUGAGUAAUAAAAAUAGC